This is a messenger RNA of Centruroides sculpturatus (bark scorpion), 2682 nucleotides long. Its product is annotated as carboxypeptidase N subunit 2-like. The transcript has a single exon. Lineage: Eukaryota; Metazoa; Arthropoda; Arachnida; Scorpiones; Buthidae. Gene Ontology annotation, molecular function: protein binding. The record is from RefSeq and is a predicted model, not a curated record. The coding region runs from base 1127 to 2590 and encodes 487 amino acids.
GAAACACUACUUCCCUAUCAUCAAAUGUCACGGCACGCCCCUGAUAUCCGGACAGAUCACCCCCGGAAAAAUUCCUGGAGAUUUAUCGAUCUCAUGUCCCCCAGAGCGGUAGGCUUCCACCUUGACAACUCGGCCAGAUAUUAUUGUGGGGGUAAUGCACAAUUGUAUUCACCCAAACACCAAAAUGAAUGACGUAAUGCAUAUUUAAAUGUCGAAUUAAUUAAAUUGUAUGUAUGUAAAUGAUUUGUUCGAAGGCCCACCACAUCCAAGUUUAAGUAAUAUUUUAAAAUAUUAUUUUAUUCUUGAAAUUAUAUUUCGUUCAAUAUGAUAAAAUUCGACAAACAGGAUAUUCUUAUCGAGGGAAAUAACGAACAGGAUGUUGAAUUAACGACAUAAUUAUAUUUUGUAACUAAGUGAUUAAAAUACACCUACAAAACACCCAUACGUCGUGUCUUGUAUGACGUCAACUACAAGAAUCUUCAGCAGGAAAUCUACAGAUUGCGAGUAAAAAAAAAAGAUGUAUUUAUCAAAUACAAUAUUUUAAUUUAAUAGUAAUAAAAGAAUAAAGUGUUUCGUCCUCCUUUACACCAAAUAUGUGUUGAAUGGAUAAAAUUUCUAAGCAUUAACAGUUGGUUUGCGGGUUUGCACCUCUUAGUCAUACGCGAACCUGUAGAGUUUUUUUUUUUUUUUAGUUUUUUUACGCUUCUAACAUGGGGAAAAUUUUCUAAAUAUAAACCUUCCGAGAUGCAUUUUCCCAUGGCAGACCGCCUCACGUGUUGAGUUGUAUUCCAUCAAACCAAACCAAAUCAAAUUGCAAUGUGGGCAAGGCCAAACUCAUAACGGAAGUAAAAAAGUCUUCUUAUCACCCAAAAAGAGGAAAGAGCCGAAAGUAAAGGAAAACACGUGGGCAUAAUGUUUUCUCCAAUAGGAAAUCGAAACGACAGCUCAUUAGAAUGCUGUCAAGUCUUAUCUGGUUUGCAAGUCACUGACAAGAGGAAACAUCAGUAAAAGCAGCAACAAAUUGUUACUCUCUGGUGUUAACGAACAUCCUAUUAUACAACGUGUUCGAUUAUAUUAAAUUAAAUAAAAGAACCUAUUAGAAGAAAGUCUGAUAAAAGGAACGGCGAUGUUUCCGCACAAGAUUAGGUUCGUAAUCUUUUUAAAUUUGAUGAUAUCGAUAAAUUGUUGUGAAGAUUUCUGGAAGGAUUGGUUUUCUUGUUCACCAGAUAACACAUGUUAUCUAUCCGAGAAGUCGAAGGCCGAAAUCGUAGGAAAUACCAUGACAAUCAUGUGCGGGAAAGAUCAUAUCGAUUUACGUUUGAUGCGAUGUUUGGACACCAGAAAUAUUCAGAAAUUACAAAUUAAUCAUUGUCACGCAACACAUUUCGAUGUCAGAAGUUUUGUUUCCAGCGAUGCCAUCACCGAAGUCAACAUUUUCACUACAACGCUUCCGAAGAACUUCGAAAGUAUAGCGUUUACUGAUAUGCCAUUACUAAAAACUGUCAAGAUUUCGGGGACUUCAGAGCUAGUCAACUUGACUUUAGAUAAUCUUCCUUCUCUCGUGGAUUUGCGGGUACAUAAAUAUACCAUUAAUAUGCAUGAAGAGCGAGAUUAUUUGUAUGGGGCAUUGAACAUUCCGCCUAAACUAUUUAAUGAAGUUCCCAAUCUUCGACGUUUGGAUUUGAGUUACAAUAACAUUGAUUCCCUUGAUCAAUCUGUCUUUAGGAAGCUCACUCAACUGGAAUAUCUGAAUUUGGAGGGUAACGAAAUAAAGGUAUUACCGGGUAAACUGUUGAGAGGACUUUCGAAUUUAAGAGUUAUUUUUAUUGCUUAUAACCGGAAAUUAAAGUCAAUUCCAUCUCGACUUCUGAAAGGAUUGAUCAACUUGACUAAAUUUUAUGCCGGAAACUGUUCUUUGUCUAAAAUUAAAAAAGAUUUAUUUACCGAUGCGAUUAACCUGGAGAUCAUAGAUUUAGACACGAACAAAAUUGGUCAUCUGCCGUCUGGAGUUUUCAAAAAUAAUCAGAAUCUACGAGAGUUACACUGUUACGGAAAUAGAAUAUCAACACUUCCAGACGGAAUUUUCGAGGGACUUUCUAAAUUGAAAACGAUUAUUUUGGGUAAAAAUCGAUUAGAAAAUUUUUCUGUAGAUAUUUUUCGUAAUUUACCGAGUCUCGAAAGUCUUAAUUUAGCUGAAAAUCGGAUCACAAGUUUACCUGAAAAUAUUUUCUUUUCGCUUAACAAUUUAAGGACUCUGAUACUCAGUUCUAACAACCUGAGAAGUAUUUCGGGUGAAAUUUUUGGCAGCAGCAAACACCUGGAUUAUGUCAAUUUGAGUAAUACAAGUUUAAGUGAAUGGCCCGUGAUAAAUUGGGCAAAAUACAACUUGACUUAUGUUGAUUUCUCAUUCAAUCGUUUUGAAACUGUGAAACUUCCAAUUUAUACACCAAAUCCUAUGACAUUUAGAUUAUCUGACUGCAAAAUAGAAACUGUUUACAUCGACGAUGAUAUAUACGGAUUCAACACGCCUACUUAUUAUUUGAACAAUAAUUCAAUUUCUUCUAUACAAAGAAUUAAAAACACAAAUUAAUCUGUACUUUGUACAAAAUUAACAUUUAUAUGCUUAGAUUUUAAUCUUUUUGUAGUGUAUUCUUUUAGUCAUUUAACUACAAAUUAAAAACA